Molecule: messenger RNA, 3593 nt
Organism: Archocentrus centrarchus (flier cichlid)
Lineage: Eukaryota; Metazoa; Chordata; Actinopteri; Cichliformes; Cichlidae
Gene: mgat2
Product: alpha-1,6-mannosyl-glycoprotein 2-beta-N-acetylglucosaminyltransferase
Exons: 2
Coding region: 387-1790 (467 amino acids)
Biological process (GO): oligosaccharide biosynthetic process; protein N-linked glycosylation
Cellular component (GO): Golgi stack; Golgi membrane
Molecular function (GO): alpha-1,6-mannosylglycoprotein 2-beta-N-acetylglucosaminyltransferase activity
Source: RefSeq, a predicted model, not a curated record
GGACAGCGUCAGGCAGUGUUUUCAGAGCUAGUCGACAGUUACGUUUCCGUGCAUUUUGCAGGAAGGUAUGGAGGAGAACGGGACGCCACCGUACUGACUCUCCAUGGUGAAAGCUCCGCACGGGUUCUCCGGUUUCAGGUGGUACAUGCGCACUGCCCCUCUCCUCCCGGCAACCGGCAUGCCUUAUGGAAUAUUCAUUCACCACCAAUGACAUUCCAGUGGGAUCCAUGUUUACAACAGCAGUUCAUUUUGCCAACACUUAGCCUCAUAGUGCUUUCUUUUUAAUCGGUCUUGUUCCCAGUGCAAAGCACAAGCCCACCCAUACAACUGCCUCUUGAUUCCCGACUAUCAACUUCUGUCCCUUUAUAAGAGGAUAACCCUCUAUCAUGAGAUUCCGAAUCUACAAGAGAAAGGUGGUGUUACUGACUCUGGUGGUUGUUGUGUGUGGCCUGGCUUUCUGGAGCAGUGGAAGGCAGAAGAAGAACGACAGCGGCUCGUUACCCAGGGAAGUGGAGACGGUGCGGAGGAGCAACGGUGUUAGCAGCAGCAAUAGUAUCAACAGUCAAAACCAGGAGCAAGCAACACCUGCAGUCAGUCGAGCGCCUGUUCCAGCACCAGUUAUUCAAGCAAAUGACACGCACCAAGAAAAAGCAAAGGACAAAGCCAAAAUAUCCAAGCCAGAUGUAGAUAAUACCACUUUAGUCUACCGUGGCAUUGUCUUCCAGCUAAACUUUGAUCAGACAAUAAGAAAUGAAGAAAAGUUUAAGACAACUCGAAAGAAGGACGAUUUGGUUGUGGUAGUUCAGGUCCAUAACCGACCAGACUAUCUAAAGCUCUUAGUGGAUAGUUUGCGAAAGGCCAGAGGUGUGGAUAGCAUACUGCUGAUAUUCAGCCAUGAUUACUGGUCUCCUGAGAUAAACAAAGUGGUGGCCUCUAUUGACUUCUGUCAAGUCCUUCAGAUUUUCUUCCCCUUCAGCAUCCAGCUAUACCCGCAGGAGUUCCCUGGAAACGACCCCAGGGACUGCCCCAGAGACAUCCCCAAAAAAGAUGCCUUAAAGCUGGGAUGUAUUAAUGCAGAGUAUCCUGACUCAUUUGGCCACUACCGGGAGGCCAAGUUUUCCCAGACCAAGCACCACUGGUGGUGGAAGCUUCACUUUGUAUGGGACAGAGUUCGAGUUCUCAAAGACCAUAAGGGUCUGGUUCUCCUGAUUGAAGAGGACCACUACUUGUCUCCGGACUUUAUCCAUCUCUUAAAACAGAUGACGGCUCUCAAAAGGGAGCAGUGUGCGGACUGUGAUAUCCUUUCAUUGGGGAGCUACAGCCACAUCGGCUACUCCAGUAAAGCAAAUAAGGUGGAGGUAAAAGCCUGGAAGUCCACUGAGCACAACAUGGGGAUGGCUCUGAGUAGAGAGACAUACCAGAAACUCAUCCAGUGCACUGACACGUUCUGCACUUAUGAUGACUACAACUGGGACUGGUCUCUACAACACUUGACUGUGUCCUGCCUGCCCUCCUACUGGAAGGUCAUGGUGAGCGAGGCACCGAGGAUUUUCCACGCUGGAGACUGUGGCAUGCACCACAAGAAGGUUUCUUGCAUGCCCAUUAAUCAGAAAACCAAGAUAGAAAACAUCUUACAGAGCAGUGGGAACCAGCUGUUCCCAAAAAACCUCCUGAUCACAAAGAGACUGCCAGCCAAUGGGGCAGGAGGAGUGGCCCCACAUGUAAAGAAUGGGGGCUGGGGAGACAUCAGGGACCAUGAACUCUGCAAGAGCUAUGUUCGAUUACAGUGACCUUAAUUGCUACUAUUAUAUAUUAUUGUCUCUUUUGCAUCCUAUAUAAAGAAAAAGUAAAUCUUUAUGGACUAUUCUUCAUAUUGCCUGUUUUAUUGGCUUGUUCCAAAUAAAGACGAAUGUUGGAUUUUUGGCUUCUUUAACACAAAUAUGUCUUUACACUGAAUUAUUUCAGCAAUUCCUAACAAGUCUGCAGUGUUUUGUAUUAUUGAUAUACUAAACAAUAUAUUGCUUUGUUUUCUAUAACAAUACUUUAAGAUUAUAUGCUUCAUUUGGUAUUCAAAGUCUCUCAAAAUUUAAAACCUACUGAUGGGGAAACAAAUUAAAGGUAACACCAACAUAACUAUAGCCAGUGGGUCAGUGGAAUACAUCUUUUCCACUGACCCUUUGGCUGUUGCUCAGUCUACACACGCAUCCACUGAAAAAACAAGAUCGGACCAGUGCCCAAAGGUAGCCCUGAGUUUCCUACCACAGAAAUUGCCUUGAGUUUUGCUGCACAAUAUAUAGGCUGGUUUACAACAUGCACCAAAGCAGAGCUGGAACCAGCAUUGCCUGAGUGGAAAUCAGGUUAAAGUACCUUGUACCCUUUUUGCAUUGAUUGUCCAGGUGUCUGGAACUGUUGAACUGAUGCAAGAGUGUUCUUUCAAAAGAUAUUCCCUCAUUUGGUGCUGUGGUAGAGGAGGAGUCCAAAUUCUAUCAUAGGUGUUUCACUUGAGCUGAGGCCUGGGGACUGCCCAGCUGUAGCAGCAUCAUUUUCUCACUGGUCAAACAAUUCAGUGAGUGCUUACAUCCUAUGCUUGAGACCACUCCCAUUUUUACCCAUCAAGGUGGAAAUGUUUGUGGGGUGAAGGUGAUCACUCAGAGCAACGUUUUAUUGAUUAGCAGUGAUCUCACCCUUGAAGUGGGCCGGUGCCUCUUGCAGCAUAACUGAGCCACAGCAUCCCCUCCCUAUAGCAGUUAUGCAUUCAGGUUUUUCCCUUAAUUUGUCACCCAUCUGGAUCUCAGUAGGUGGUAAAUUGGGAAGAGCAGCCAAGUGCUCACUGGUGCAGUCACGAGUUUGGCGAAACUAUGGACUCAGGCGUCCCGCUGUGCUCACAUAAUUAGUUGGAAGGUAUUUAUAUCUUGCAAAUUUGCUGAGAUCAGAGUAGAUCCGUCGAGACACCUCGUUCUAUUUAAAUAAUUUUCCAUUUAGCUUCAACAGGUUAUUAGAGCACACCAGAGAACUCGAUAUUAAAGCGGCUGCAGUGGUUCGGAAUUAAAUUCCAUCGACGCUUACAUUACAGGGCGCAUACAUACAGGAACUACAAUGUUUUCACCCUGUUAUAUUUGACAGCAGAAGCAUAGUGAUGCACUACAGCCAAAUAAAACCGCAAGCCAUUGUUUUGUUGCAAUGCAUCACUGCCCUACCCAAUGUAGUAUAACACUGUGCUACUGUAUCUGCAGAGAGUCUCACAGAGAAAUAAACACGAUGCACCUGGAGAGCUCCCAAGGCUCUGAUACUACUUUCUCUUUUCUGUUGUUCCUGUUGAAGAUGCAUUUACAUUUUAAGUGCUUAGACCACAGCUCAGUAUUGAUAGUUUCUGCUGAGGCCUGAGCUCAGUGGCUUCUCUGGCUGCAUUGAUCUCUCCCUACACCCCUACCCCACCUCCCCAAUCUGGCAGUGUUUAACAAUCUGUUCUGCAUACUGUUCAAAAUCUGGAAUAAGUUACCAGUGACUGAAUUCCUCAAACAGUUCAUAUUUAAGGCAUCCUCUGGUAGACUCUGCCAGUGGCCCUUCAGUGGCAGGGCUCUCAACAUAAAGCG